AUGGAACUAAGGAACAAUGUGACUGAAUUCAUCCUCUUGGGGCUCACCCAGAGCCUUCAGGGCCAGAAAAUAUUAUUUGUCUUAUUCUUUCUCAUCUACAUGGUCACAAUGGUGGGCAAUCUCCUCAUUGUUGUGACUGUGGUGGUUAGCCCAACCCUCGAUGCCCCAAUGUACUUCUUUCUUGGCUACUUAUCAUUUAUGGAUGUUGUUUAUUCUACUUCAGUUACUCCAAAUAUGUUUAUAGACUUACUCUAUGAGAAGAAAACCAUUUCAUUUAAAGCUUGCAUGACUCAGCUUUUUAUAGGACACUUAGUUGGUGGUGCUGAGAUUUUACUUCUGGUGGUUAUGGCCUAUGACCGAUAUGUGGCAAUCUGCAAACCUCUGCAUUAUAUGACUAUCAUGAACCAACAAGUAUGUGUUCUGCUUGUAUUGUUGGCCUGGGUUGGAGGUUUUGUGCAUUCUGCAGUUCAGCUUCCCCUUGUUUACAAUCUUCCCUUCUGUGGCCCCAAUAUUAUAGACCACUUCAUCUGUGAUUUGUACCCCUUAUUAAAACUUGCCUGCACUGACACCUAUAUCAUUGGUCUCAUUGUGGUUGCCAAUGAUGGGGCAAUGUGUGUGGUCAUCUUUACACUGUUGCUCAUCUCCUAUGGAGUCAUUCUACAUUCCCUGAAGAACCUUAGUCAGGAAGGGAGGCGCAAAGCCUUAUCCACCUGUGGCUCCCACAUCACUGUGGUGGUCCUCUACUUUGUCCCUUGUAUUUUCAUGUAUGUGAGACCUCCUUCCACCUUGCCCAUCGACAAAUCACUGACUGUGUUUUACACUGUCAUCACCCCUAUGUUGAACCCUUUAAUCUAUACUCUAAGAAAUGCAGAGAUGAAAAAUGCAAUGAAGAAGGUCUGGAUCAGAAAAUGCAAAUAA
Echinops telfairi (small Madagascar hedgehog) is the source of this 918-nucleotide messenger RNA. Its product is annotated as olfactory receptor 4A47-like. NCBI's taxonomy places the organism in Eukaryota, Metazoa, Chordata, Mammalia, Afrosoricida, Tenrecidae. Gene Ontology annotation, biological process: G protein-coupled receptor signaling pathway. Bases 1 to 918 code for a protein of 305 amino acids. Gene Ontology annotation, molecular function: olfactory receptor activity; G protein-coupled receptor activity. Gene Ontology annotation, cellular component: membrane. The transcript has a single exon. The record is from RefSeq and is a predicted model, not a curated record.